AUGAGUGUCUCGCAAUUAAUUCAGAAGAUCAACGAGGUCGCUGCUAAUCCACCAGCACAAGAUUCUCUCGAUCCGGCAGAUCGUAUAGCACUUUUGGAGGCUUUGGAUAGUCUCAGGGGUGCUAUUGAGAGUCCGGUUGAGGCAACAGCUCGUAUUGCCUUUGGUGUAAGUUUUCACGAUGCUGUGCAAUAUUACUGUCCAAAGGGAGCACAGUAUAUAACCAAAAAAACAAAUUAACGAACUCUAUGGCAGGCGUAUGAACAAGUUGGUCUUCGUCUUGGAAUAGACAUGGGAAUUUUCGACUGCUUGGCAACUGUUCUUCCAGCUGGCGAAAUGGAGGUAACCGAGCUUGCUGAGAAGAUCGAUGCAAAUACUCUGCUUGUCAGUCGUGUGAUGCGCCUUCUUAGUGCUAUGGGACUCUUUAAGGAAGUUAGUGAGAACAAGUUCGCGAACGGCCCUUUGGCACCUGUUUUUGCCGAUGGAUCCCCUUUUCCAGAUGUAGUUCUUCAUCUGUAAGUGCUCCUGUCGCAGUAAGAGUUGGCAGCAUGGAAUUAACCAAUAAUCAAGGACUACCGGAGCUGAAGUUCUCGUGAAACUUCCGGAAUACUUGAAAAAUACCAAGUACAAAAACCCAAUGAACGCAAAGAAUGGCCCUUUUCAAUUCGCCAAAGGGACUGACCUCCACUAUUUGAUUGGCUCAAAACCGAGCCUGCUUAAGCAAAAGCGUUUGCAACUACGAUGGCAAUCCAGCGUAUGGACCAGGGAGACCCGUGGUUUGACUUCUAUCCUGUCGAAGAAAGAUUUGCACAAAGCUCCAGUACGGACACACCUCUCAUGGUUGAUAUUGGGGGAAGCCUUGGAAACGAUCUCGCAGCAUUUCAUGCCAGAUUUCCAUCUCUGCGGGGAUCUCUGGUUCUGGAAGAGCUUCCCGAGGUCCUCGACUCUAUCACAGACCUUGAUGCCAGCAUUGUGCAAGUCAAACACGACUUCUUUCUCCCGCAGCCCAAGAUAGCCUUGGGCGCAAAGGCAUAUUUCUUGAGUACGAUUCUCCACGAUUGGCCCGACAAAGAAGGAAAGAUAAUUCUAGCGCAUGUUCGGAGUGCCAUGAAUGAAGAGUCUGUUCUACUCAUCAACGAAAAUGCUCUACCGGACACGAACGUUCCACUUUAUCCUGCCAAGCUCGAUUUCCUUAUGAUGAGUUUUUUUUCUGGAAUUGAUCGAACAGUCAAACAAUUCAGGACACUACUCGAGGAAUCUGGAUUUGAACUUGUAGAGGCUCACCAACCCAAGGUCGUGCGUUCUGGAACUGGAUAUAUAUUUGAAGCUAUUUUGAAGCGAUAG
Messenger RNA from Hymenoscyphus albidus, 1341 nucleotides. NCBI's taxonomy places the organism in Eukaryota, Fungi, Ascomycota, Leotiomycetes, Helotiales, Helotiaceae. The record is from the annotation of a GenBank genome assembly.